Amphibalanus amphitrite is the source of this 2126-nucleotide messenger RNA. Its product is annotated as protein odd-skipped-related 2-like. The coding region runs from base 501 to 1652 and encodes 383 amino acids. Gene Ontology annotation, biological process: embryo development; regulation of transcription by RNA polymerase II. Gene Ontology annotation, cellular component: nucleus. Lineage: Eukaryota; Metazoa; Arthropoda; Thecostraca; Balanomorpha; Balanidae. The transcript has 3 exons. Gene Ontology annotation, molecular function: RNA polymerase II transcription regulatory region sequence-specific DNA binding; DNA-binding transcription factor activity, RNA polymerase II-specific. The record is from RefSeq and is a predicted model, not a curated record.
UUUGCCUACAGGCCUUCGCUGCCGAUACCGACCGACCGGUAAAUUCAGGACAGGCUAACGGAUGGUGUUGUCCGCCGGAGCGGCCCACGCCCAAGCUAAGAGGACCCGGGGACCCGUCAGCGGCGGCCGACCGGCCGGCCCGCCAGAUCAGUCACCGCUUAUCUCUCAAUUCGGCCGCGGCGGUCCAGUCCGCUGGCCGACCGGUGCGAUUUCUCAGUGGAUCUGUGAGCAUUUCUCAGCGGCUAUCGGCCGAUCGGUGCCGCGCCCCCGUCACCCCUCUCACUCUGGGGGAUGAGCGGUGCGUCUGGGGCGCCAUUUUCGCGUGGCUCUGCGGCCGCCGAUCGGCGGCUAUCUCAGCCAAUCGGCGCCGGGCGGCUCGCGGCGGCGUAAGCCGGGGGCGGUGGCGGCCGCAGCGGCUACCGUCGGCGGCCGCCGCCGCGCUCCAGUCUGCCCCCGCCCGGCCGGCACGCGGACGGUCGCCUCUCCUCUCCGGCGCCCAGAUGACGUCACCGGUCGACUCGCCGGCCCGCCUGGCCGCGCUCGAGUCGUACCUGGCGCUGCGCUCGCACUGCCUGCUCUCGGCGUUCGGCUCCGUCUCGGCGGCGCUGGGCAGCUCGGCCGGCAAGUUCGACUUCAGCCGACUGGCCGAGUCGGCCACGGAGCCGGUGCCGCUGCUGCCGCCGCUGCUGCCGGUGCUGCCGCCGGCCGGGCCGCUGGCGCCCGGGCUGCUGGCCGGCCUGCGCCUGCCGCCCGCUCGCCGCCCGCCGCCCGCCGGCCGCGGCCGACCCACCCGGCCCAAGAAGCAGUUCAUCUGCCAGUACUGCCAGCGCGAGUUCAGCAAGAGCUACAACCUGCUGAUCCACGAGCGGACGCACACGGACGAGCGGCCGUUCCCGUGUGACGUCUGCGGGAAGGCGUUCCGCCGGCAGGACCACCUCCGAGACCACAGAUACAUCCACGCCAAGGAGAAGCCGUUCGUCUGUGAGGUAUGUGGUAAGGGCUUCUGUCAGUCGCGCACUCUGGCGGUGCACAAAAUCCUUCACCUGGAGGAGUCGCCGCACCGCUGUCCCACUUGCGGCCGCAGCUUCAACCAGCGUUCCAACCUGAAGACCCACCUGCUGACCCACACGGACAUCCGGCCGUACAGCUGCCCCGACUGCGACAAACUGUUUCGGCGCGCGUGCGACCUGCGCCGACACGCGCUCACCCACUGUCUGGGUCCGCAGCAGGGGGGCGAGGGAGCCGAGCGGGAGCAGCAGCUGCCCGGCAGUGGGGAGCAGCUGCCCGGCAGUGGGGAGCAGCUGCCCAGCAGUCAGCAGCACCUACCCGGCAGUCAGCGGCAGCUGCCCGGCAGUGGGGAGCAGCAGGAGCAGAGACCCGGGGCUGACCGGCGCGGCAGCGGCUCCCAGGAGCAGCGGCUGGACACACACGGCAGGGAGACUCGGCGGGGCGCGGAGCCGGAGCGGGGAGCGUCCGGGAGCCCGAGGGAGCCGGGGCGCGCUAAGCGGGAGCCGGAGCGCGCUGGGCGGGAGCCGCCGGUGACCGUGCAGCAGCUGAUGGCCGGCGACAAGAUCAGGCAGCUGGCGGCAGCGGCGGCACCCACCUCGGUCAAGGCGGCCAGGUUCAGCAUCGAGGCUCUGAUGUCCGACUGAUACUGCGUGAGCUUGGCUAUUGAGGUUUGCCAUUUGAUGCCAGUUCAGCGAUGCACACAACUAUAUGCAUACUUUUGAUUGUUAGUGCUUCGGUGGAAAAAAAAAUACAAGGACUUAGGACUCUUGGAUGUCAGUGGGUUUACCUGUUAUGUUAUAUAGGAAGGCACACCAUAUGCUUCUAAUUCUCAUGUGUUCUUUGCAUGAUAUUAAAGUGUAAGGACGUUGAAAUGUGUGACAUUUGAGUAAAUUAGCUAGGAUUAUUUAUAGAAUGAGUGGGUUGGGUAGGUAUUUUGAUCCGAUGAACCAGAUAUAUUUUAUUUGCUAACGUUCCCCAUUCCGCUCACAAAUCGAAACUACCUACUGAAGAGAUUGAUAAUGUGUCUUACCUCCUGAGAAAUGUGUACAUAUCGUUGUUUUCUAUUGAGUGUUGACUAUUUGUCAUGUAUUUAUCUCAAAUACAUUUCAAGAAAUGUA